GAACUUUAAAAGGGUUAUUUGCUGUCAGAUGGCCUGGGAGAGGCACAGAGAGCUGGAAGCUGGGGAUACUCUAACCCACUCCAAGCCCCAAGAGGAUGAAAUUGGUGCCCUUUCUGCUGGAGCCUGAAUGCUUGCAGUUUGCUGUGGGCGUGCUAAAUCUGCUUCCUCUUCAAGGGCUGGGGAAAGGAACCUGACUGGGGCUCUCCCAGACCACCGAAGGCUUAACAAACACAUUUUGCCCAGCCAGCAGCGAUCCCCCUGUACUGCAGGAGAGCUCAGUGUAGGAUCUGGUGUAGGUCUCUGCCCCAACGCUGCCCUGCCCUUUCCUACCAAGGGGUGGGGGGGUUCCUCCAAGUCUCAGUUUCUCUGCCCAUAAAGGGGAGUGGAGCUGGGAGUGGGGAGGAAGCUGUAGUUUCCAUGGAGACUCCUACCUCAGCCAGUGGUGAUAAAAGUGCCAGAAAAGGGAUUUGAGAGAGAAGAGGAGGGGCGUGGAAGGAACAAGAAUCUCUGAAGGGGUCAGAAAGGGUCUUCAGCCUCAAAGUGGUGAUGUCGUCUGCCAGCUCUCAAGUUGUCCAAACGCCUACCUCUUCCACCUCUUCCUCCAGGAACUUCCUGUACGGAGCUGCAGCUCUGACCCCUUCCCUUCAGGUGCUCCAGUCCAGCCCAGCCCUUUGCCCAGGGCCUGACAGCUUCAGAAAUUGAGGGGAGGAGGACGGAAAAAGGGAGUAGGGCUAGAGUGGUUCCAGAACGGGGCUUGGAGGAGGGAGAGGCGUUUCCUUACCCCGUGGGAGCCGGCCUCUCUCCUUGUUUGCUCUGCGAUAGCCAGUCUCGCUCCUGCCCAGCACGAGGAGGCAGCCCUGUGGGCGCCACCUUCUCUUUCCUGACCGGGAUACCAGACCACAGACGGCAGGCCGCGGCCAUGGCCCGACUCCUGCGGCCUUUGCUGUGCGGGGCGCUGCUGGGAUUGAUCUGCAUGACUGACCCGGGACCAGCCGUGGAGGUGCACGUGCCUGCCGAGCCCCUGAGUACGCCAGUGGGCAAGACUGCGGAGCUGACCUGCAGCUACAGCACGUCGGUGACAGACACCUUCGUCCUGGAGUGGAGCUUUGUGCAGCCUGGGAAGCCCAUCUCUGAGUCCCAUCCUAUCCUGUACUUCACCAGUGGACAUCUGUAUCCAACUGGUUCUAUGGCAAAGCGGGCCAGCCUGCUUCAGAAUCCCCCCACAGCAGGGGUGGCCACCCUGAAACUGACUGAUGUCCGCCCCUCGGAUACUGGAACCUACCUCUGCCAUGUUAACAACCCACCAGAUUUCUACACCAAUGGGUUGGGGCUAAUCAACCUUACUGUGCUGGUGCCCCCCAGUAGCCCCUUGUGCAGUCAGACUGGUCAAAUCUCUGUAGGGGGCUCUGCUGCACUGAGGUGUAGCUCUUCCGAAGGAGCCCCCAGGCCAGUGUACAACUGGGCCCGCCUUGGAUCUUCUCCUACACCUUCUGCUGGCAGCAUGAUGCAAGAUGAGGUGUCUGGCCAGCUCAUUCUCAGCAAUCUCUCCCUGGCCUCUUCGGGCACCUACCGCUGUGUGGCUACCAACCAGAUGGGCAGUGCAUCCUGUGAGCUGACUCUCUCUGUGACUGACCCUUCCAAAGGCCGAGUGGCCGGGGCUGUGAUUGGGGCGCUCCUGGGCGUGCUGUUCCUGUCCAUCGCUGCCUUCUGCCUAAUAAGGUUCCAGAAAGACAGGAGGAAGAGGCCUACGGAGACAUACGGGGGUAGUGACCUUCGGGAGGAUGCCAUGGCUCCUGGACUUUCUGAGCAAAUCCCUGUGAGGGCUGAUUCCAGCAGUGGGCUCCUGGAGAGGCCCCCCUCUGCCAGCACUGUGUCGACCACCAAGGCCAAGCUGCCUAUGGUUGUCUAACUUCCCGCCUGAUCCCUAAGGGAGAAUAUCAACAAUUAAAGCCGUUGGGUACCAUAUUGCCUUCCUCUUCUUUCGGC
Molecule: messenger RNA, 1986 nt
Organism: Rhinolophus ferrumequinum (greater horseshoe bat)
Lineage: Eukaryota; Metazoa; Chordata; Mammalia; Chiroptera; Rhinolophidae
Gene: VSIG2
Product: V-set and immunoglobulin domain containing 2
Exons: 7
Coding region: 920-1909 (329 amino acids)
Source: RefSeq, a predicted model, not a curated record